CUUACGUAUGCCAUUAACGCAAAUAACGUACUGGGUGGAGUGCUACCUAAAAAGGGCGGAGCUUUGGGUACCUGACAGUAUCCGGGGAUAUUCCUGCUUACAAGCGACAGUAUCCUAUACUUUGUGUCUUUUAUAUUACGUUUCUACUUCUGCACAGAUUAUUAAACAUUUGUAAACCUUCUUAGCGUUGAUAUGUCUGGGCUGAGAAUGCUUGCAAAGCAAGCGUACGCGGUUGACUGCCGACAUACGUUAUAAGUCUACUUGCUAUCGGAGCCCUACGCUGUAACACGGCUUGCGUCUGUUUUGGGGGUGGCUUGCCCUCGGCUGGGCCGAAGACGAUGACCCAAGCUCAAUUUGAACACACGCACCUGGGCUCCUAUUUGGUUGGAGGCUUUGCUGUUGCUUGCCUAUUCACCGACAGCGCCCAGGGAUUGAUAGCGCGUAACCAGCUUAACCGCAAGUGGCUAUUACUGUAUGGCGUCCUCUGCAUCUUCGCCUACCUGUACGCCCGCCCCUUCAUCCGGGUGGGCCUGUGGUCCGCGAAAAGGGGCUACAUCAACUUCUCCACGCUCUACAUUGUGUGGCUGUGCUCCGCCGUGUUCUACCACCUGCCCUCCCUGGAGCAGCUGGGGCUGGACGUGCGGGCGGACGUGAGCAUGCUCAUUGUGGCCUUCCUGUCCAGCCUGGCGGCCCUGGUCGCCCUGUCGGGCCUGCACACCGCUGCUGUGUACGCGGGUAUGCUGCCUCGCCGCACCCACCUGCUGGCAACCAGCGCAAGCAUCGCAGCAGCCGCGGUCACUGCAGCAGCAGCAGCAGGCGGCGGCGGUGGUGGCGGUGGUGGCGGCAGCAGGGUGGGGCUGCAGCCGCACGGCAGCAGGGGCCGCCUGGGUGGUGGCGCCAUGCAUGGCAGCAGCAGCAGCGUAGGAGGCGG
Astrephomene gubernaculifera is the source of this 931-nucleotide messenger RNA. The record is from the annotation of a GenBank genome assembly. NCBI's taxonomy places the organism in Eukaryota, Viridiplantae, Chlorophyta, Chlorophyceae, Chlamydomonadales, Astrephomenaceae.